UUGACUUAGAUAUCACUUUUAUCUUUCUCACAGGAGAAUAGUGAACAUUAAUUAAGGGUGAGAAAAAGUUUAUUGAAUGUUGAGAUCAGACUAACUUGUGUUAAGCUGCACAUGUAGUAGUAGUAGUAGAAGAGGAAAAUUCUUGUAUAUAUGGAUAUGCAAAUGCGAGUUGGAAAAACCUUCUUCUUCAACAAUAUUAUAGAAACUAACGCUUGAAGAAAGGUACUAUACCAAGUAUUUUCUUUAUUUAGCAUAUGAUGCUAUGAUAUUGGCUCCAUUCAAGAACCAGGCAAGCACAGCAAGUCCAAUGUUGCAAGGAUCUGGACUUGCUAAGACCAUUUCUUAGAGAGACAGAAUAUGAUGCCAUCAUUGAAAAAAGGACUUGUCAGUAUCAGGACUCUGCUCUUCCUUCUAUUCCUCUUGAUUGCUGCCUUCAUAUCUUGCUUAUGGAUUGAUACUUCUACAUUUUCAGUAGAAAGAUCAACAAACAAGACUAUGGUUAUCCCAGCAAAGCACAACAUACUCAGGAACGAAACAAUUGAAUUCCCAUUAAACUGCGCCAUCAACAAUGAAUUGCAGUCUAAAGUUUCAGUCGAAAGGUCAACAAACACGACUGUGGUUAUCUCAGAAAAGCACAACAUACCCCAGAGAGAAACAAUUGAAUUCCCAUUAAACUGCACCAUCAACAACAACCAAACUCAAACCUGCCCAACAAACUAUCCAAGACCGACUACAUCUCGAGCAGAUGAUCAAGACCCACCAAGAACAGUGUGCCCAAACUAUUUUCGAUGGAUUCAUGAAGAUCUAAGGCCAUGGAUUGCCGCAGGAAUAAGCAGAGACAUGGUGGAAAGAGCUCAAAGAACAGCACAUUUCCAUCUGAUAAUAGUUGGAGGCAAAGCACAUAUCAAGAAAUACAGAGAAUCAACACAAACUAGAGAUACAUUUACCAUAUGGGGCAUAUUGCAGCUUCUCAGGAGGUAUCCGGGAAAGAUACCGGACUUGGAGCUGAUGUUUGAUACUGAUGAUCGACCGGUUAUCCGAUCAAGUGAUUACCAUGAGCAGAACACCACAGGACCACCACCGUUGUUUAGGUACUGUGGUGACAGGUGGACAAUGGAUAUAGUGUUUCCUGAUUGGUCUUUCUGGGGAUGGCCUGAUAUUAAUAUAAAGCCAUGGGACGAAUUGUCGAUAGACAUAAAAGAAGGCAAUAACGGGAGCAAAUGGAUUGAUAGAGAACCUUACGCUUACUGGAAGGGAAACCCCUUUGUAGCUGAAACCAGAAAGGACCUCCUCGCUUGCAAUGUCUCUGACCAACGAGACUGGAAUGCUCGCCUAUUCAUCCGGGAUUGGAUUCAGGAAUCCCAGCAAGGAUACAAGCAAUCAGACUUAGCAAGGCAAUGUACACACAGGUACAAAAUCUACAUUGAAGGAUAUGCGUGGUCUGUUAGUGAGAAGUACAUUCUAGCCUGCAAUUCUCUGCCAUUGCUUGUAAAGCCAUACUAUCAUGACUUCUUUACCAGAAGUCUGCAACCUCUGCAGCACUAUUGGCCUAUUCGAGAUACCGAUAAAUGCAAGUCGAUCAAAUUUGCAGUAGACUGGGGCAAUAAGAACAAUCAAAAGGCACAAGAAAUUGGGAAAGCAGCCAGUGAUUUUAUCCAAGAAGAGUUAAAGAUGGAUUAUGUGUAUGACUACAUGUUUCAUCUCUUAAAUGAGUAUGCUAAGCUACUCAAAUUUGCGCCACGAGUACCUGAAGAAGCUGUGGAAAUGUGCUCAGAGAUUAUGGCCUGCCCUGCAGAUGGGUUAGAGAAGAAGUUCAUGACAGAAUCAUUGGUGAAGAGUCCUCGGAUUACAAGACCAUGUACCUUGCCUCCCGCUUAUGAACCUCAUGUUUUAGGAGCCUUCUACAGGAAAAAGUUAAAUACCUUAAGGCGAGUGCAGAAAUGGGAAGAUGGAUACUGGAAAGAAUUUAACAAACAGCAUCAACAGAAUUCAGUCACAUUUAUGAUGAUAUACACCAAGUCAUUGGCUAUAAUGUCUGCCUGCUAUUAACAGUUCUUAGAUGAGGAAUAGUAUAAAAUCAUAGGGUUUCUUCGUUUAUAAUCUUCGGGUACUUCGGAAAGUGUCUAUCUAACUUUUUUUUUUUUUUGUUUAAAUAUUAGUUGUUAAAAGAAGUACUGCUUACUUAAUUUUUUCAUACAAUUACAAGAAUUCUAUACACCAAUAAGUGAGUUCCAUUGAAAUAUGAAAGGUAAAAAAAUGAAUUUUCAUAAGAAGGCUGUAAUUCUCUAGCUCAACCUCAAGAUAUGGACAAGAAGAGAAAAGAAGGCCAUAGCUUGGCCCAACUAAUAUAACCAAUAAAAUUCAAGCAAUUCUACAUUUAUGUUC
This is a messenger RNA of Ricinus communis (castor bean), 2385 nucleotides long. RefSeq names its product O-glucosyltransferase rumi homolog. Lineage: Eukaryota; Viridiplantae; Streptophyta; Magnoliopsida; Malpighiales; Euphorbiaceae. The record is from RefSeq and is a predicted model, not a curated record. The transcript is spliced from 6 exons. Bases 358 to 2049 code for a protein of 563 amino acids.